CACAGGACUGUUGUUGGCAGAAUGGCAGGCAACGGCAAAGCAGAGUCAGACUGGGCCUCUGAAGUCAGUGAUAUUCUAAUGUGGGAUAAUGGCUCACAACAAACUGAAAUAACAGGAAAUAGCAAGGCACAGAGCAAUGGCAAAGGGAAGAAGCUUGGAGUCAUGAAAUCUCUAAGAGAAAGCAUCAAGCGAGCUGGAGAAAAGAGCCCUCUUCCUAUGAACAAAAAAGGUAUAAAGUGCAAGACAGAGAUGGCAGAUAUUGGAAAUGAACCUGGUAAUAUGUCGGACCCCCAGAUACAACCUCCAUCUUCACCAAGUCUGAGUAUAGGAUCACUACCCUCCCCCCAGCAGAAAUUAGACUCAGUAGUUGUUUUAGGAGAUGAACCACCUAAGAAGCGACAAACAAGUAGAUGGAGCUUCCGCCUGGGAAAUAGGAAAGAGAAAACAUGCCAACCGGAGCAGCUGGAGGUUGUCACAGAGGUUACAAGAGGAGCAGAAGAAGUUGGAAUGUCAUACACACUACCUGAGAUUCCCCUAUCACCUUUGUCAGUAAUGCAGAUUAAAAAGCUCAUUGACAUGGAAGUAUUGGAAGAGGCCUAUCUGAACCUGUUGUCUUUGCGGCUGGAAUUUCAGCGUGAGAAGGAAGCUCUGGGUGAGGAGGCCUUGCCAUUGGAACUGGCCCAUAAAGAUAAAGAUCUCAGCCUGCUCUACAGUUCCCUAAGGACAAAACUGACUGAUAUUGUGCAGAAGUCAUGUGCUCUGCCCUCCCGCAACAAAGAACUAUUGGUGCAUGUAGCUUGCAUAGUCCAAGAGGAAGAGAAGAGAGAGAGAGAUGUGGGAGGGAUGUUGGGUUGGAGAGAUGUCUGGAGGGCUGCAGUACAGGAAGGAGUGAGGGACACUAUCAGGCAGGUCCACCUGGACAGCUAUGAGCAAAAUCCUUCCUGGCUGGCAGUGCACUUGGGGCUUCUGGGUAAAGCAAUUGUGGCGGACUUAGAGAAAGUAAAGUCCGAACUGCUGAGCUCAUACCCACCAAGCUUUAAUGUGUUUGAAACCUACGUUUCAUCUUGUCAUGAGGUGGUAGGAGAACACCUGAAGAGGCUUUUUGAAAAGUUGAGGGAACUGAGGGAUUACUAUGCCCUUCUGGAUUUUAUUAUUCACCGCUACCCCAGUGAGAAUGUUAUGGGGAGAAUUUCCUUGCAGCCUGAGCUGACAGACGAGCAGAGAGCUCUGAAACUGGAUGGGGUUUUUCUAGAACAGAUCAAAACUGGAUACUACAACUGCUUACAGGUAGAGAUUAGGCUAUCCCUGGAUAAAGUAACUGAGCUGGAAUAUGAGGAGAUGUGGAAAGACAAGAAAACCCCUGAGAUAGAAGAAGGAAUCUACAGUUCCCACAUUGACAUGGACAUCUGGAUGAAUGUUAAAGGGAAAAUCCAGGCAUCCAAGGAUGUGAACCUGGAACAGAAGGCUGUGUACUGCUGUCUUGAGGAGCUGAAGCAAUUUCCUAGACGAUUUGAGGCAGACUUUGUAAAGUACAGUGACACUGUACAGGAUCCCUCCCUAUGGGCUGCAUAUCACAUUACAUACAUCAACAGCUUCAGUGCUUUGAAAAAUCAUAUGGAGAACUAUAAGGAGAGCUGUCCUUACCAGGUGGAACAGUUAGGGAAGGAGGUGGAUGGGUUGGUUCAACGACUGUGGCAGGCUUUGCUGGAAUAUUUCAAAACAGACAUCAAGCCCUUUCUGAGAAUGAUGAUGACAAAAACGUGGCUGACGUCUGAUGAAGACUUCCAACAGCUAGUUAAAAGAAUCAGAACUCUGUCUCAACAGUGCAGACACUGUAGUCCUGAACGUGUUCAGGCAUUUGUGAGUGACAUGCAUUACUCUGUGGUAAGAGGAUAUGUCUCUCAGUUGAUGAAAAACAACUAUACCUGCAAAAACAGGAAGAAUGAAAGAGCAGCCACCAAAAUAAGAGAGCAAUGGGGUGAACUCAAAGAAGUCUUUCAGGAAAUGAAUUCUGUCCACCAUUGGCUCUACCCAGUGGGGGACCACCUGAGCAAGAUCAUUGGAUAUAGAAAUAAGAGUGAAAUAAAGAACAUCCUACAGCCAUUGAUUGAUGACUAUCCAGACAUCAGUAAAAGGCACCUCUCAGCUAUACUGUAUUUCCGUGGAAUGAUCCGAGGGAGAGAAAGACAAAUAAUUCUCCAGCAGUUCUCUAAUCAAAAACAACAAUCCAGGAAUGCUGAAAGUACACAGCAUGCCCUCUUCGCUGACAUCCCGGCAGCAGUGAACACAGACUGCCUAGCCAAUAUGCCUUUCUCCUGUCUCUAUGGCCUUUUGCCAGACAGCUAGGCAUAGAGUAUAUCAUGAAUCAUGAGAUCAUGCACUGUUUUAAUCAAUAUGUUAUGUCUGACACCUAAAUUAAUUUCACUUGGGGUUGCCUGAUGAGCGCCUCAAUUUUGCAUGUUAAUACAGAAAUAAUAUAUGAGGUUUUGAAAUAUGUAUACUGUGAUUUUAGAACACAAAAUAGCUGCCCUACCAUGGUAUAUGUACCACAAAUGGUACAUAUAAAUGCAUAGGAAUUACUCCAUUAUGUCAUAAUCUCCUGAC
Electrophorus electricus (electric eel) is the source of this 2604-nucleotide messenger RNA. RefSeq names its product exocyst complex component 3-like protein 4. Gene Ontology annotation, molecular function: SNARE binding. Gene Ontology annotation, biological process: exocyst localization; exocytosis. Lineage: Eukaryota; Metazoa; Chordata; Actinopteri; Gymnotiformes; Gymnotidae. The record is from RefSeq and is a predicted model, not a curated record. Gene Ontology annotation, cellular component: exocyst.